AUGAUUUAUGAUGAUGAAUGUGUGGAGGAAAGUGGUCAAAUUGGGAUAUGUGGAAAGAAUGCAACCUGUCACAACACAUACGGCAGCUACUACUGCCAGUGUGUUGAUGGUUACGAGUCAACAACAAAGACUGUGAAUUUCACCGCUGACAAAGGGGAAUGUCAAGAUAUCAACGAGUGUCUCCAAGACAACAUCUGUGGACCUAAUGCUAAAUGUACGAACGCAUUUCCAAAUUACUCCUGCUCUUGUAACACUGGAUUUAUCUCCUCUACUGGAGUGGAAACUUUUCGGCAGGGUGACAACGUUACAUGCAAAGAUAUUGAUGAGUGUCUAGAGGAAAAUGAUUGUGGGCAGAAUGCAAAAUGCAUCAACACACUGGGCAGUUAUUACUGUGUCUGCAAUAACGGCUUUGGACUGAAAUCCGGAAAACUCAACUUCACUGGGACACAGGAGCAAUGCGAAGACAUAUGUAUGAUUGAUAAAACAAUCUGUGGAAAUGAAACCUGUCACCGUGGAGCCAGCAGCUAUUACUGUGAAUGCCGUGCAGGGUUCACUAACUAUGGCAAAAAGGAGUACCCUACUAAGUUAAUGUGUGAUGCAUUCAAAGAAAUGGAUGAUGUGAAACUCCAGACAUUUCAAACUGCAUGUGAUCUUCUGAUACAGUUGAAAAACAGCUGUCUGGCGCUUACAGAGAGUGAGAAUUCACCAUCUCACUUGGAUGGAUAUGAUCUACUUGAGAGACUGUUGUCUGCAAUCGACGACCUCUUGUCUGGUGGAGCCUUCAACGACAACAAGAAAAUCUCUACUUUUCUGGACAUAGUGGAAAGUGCUCUAAGACUGAUCGGACCUUUUAUAAAGCCCCCCAGGAAAACAAGACUCUCCAAUUACACAGAUCUGGAGCUGUUGGUACGUAAUCUACCAUUACCCAAGGGACCAGUGUCUUUAUCAUCAUCGUCUAAUCAAACCCGUGUGGGUAUGCAGUGGGAGACAGUUGCAGGAGAUCCCUCCCGUUACCCAGGCUUUGCAGUAGUGUCCUUGCUGAGCUAUGCAAACCUGAAUGACUCUGCAAAUGGCUUUUUUCAAGGGGUCAAACGAGAAAAAGGCAUAAAAGACUUUAAGAUCAACUCCAAAAUCAUAACUGUCACUGUCAGUAACACAAACACAAGCCACCUAGAAGAGCCAGUCCAAAUAACUUUCCACCACCUGAAUCAGGCAGAUAAAAAUAACCACACCUGUGUUUUCUGGGAUUCCUCAUUGGAUAAAGGCGCAUGGUCUGAUAGAGGUUGCUAUGUGAAGGAAUCCAACCUUGAAUACACUGUGUGUUCCUGCCACCAUCUGAGCAGCUUUGCCGUGCUUAUGGCUCUCUAUGAGAUUGAGAACAAGUUUGAGUUGCAGCUGAUCACCUGGGUGGGUCUGUCCCUUUCACUAGUUUGCCUGUUCAUCUGCAUCCUGACGUUCUCACUCAUCCGCUCCAUCAAGAGCCCAAGAACCACCAUCCACCUGCACCUCUGCAUCACCCUAUUCAUUUCCAACCUCAUCUUCCUUGCCGGCAUCUCUCAGACAGAGAACAAGGUUGGCUGUGCAGUGGUAGCAGGGCUGCUGCACUUCUUUUGCCUGGCAGCAUUUUGCUGGAUGUGUCUGGAGGGAAUACAACUCUUCAGGAUGGUAGUCCUGGUAUUUAACACCAACUUCAAAACCCUCUAUAUGAUGGCAGGUGGCUAUGGAGUCCCAGCUGUUAUUGUUGCUAUCUCUGCGUUGUCCAAUGCCAAAGGAUAUGGCACUGAGAAACAUUGCUGGUUAGACCUGACAUUAAUUUGGGCUUUUUUUGGCCCUGUCUGUGUCAUCAUUGUUGUAAACAUUGUCUUCUUUCUCAUCACUGUGUGGAAGUUGGCACAGAAGUUCUCAAGUUUAAAUCCUGAUCUGCACAGCCUGCAGAAAAUAAAGGCGUUCAUCAUUACUGCAGUGGCUCAGCUCUGUGUUCUGGGCAUCAUGUGGAUCUUUGGUUCUUUCCAGUUUGACAAGGGCACCAUAGUCAUGUCUUACUUGUUCACCAUCUUUGGCAGUUUUCAGGGGGUUCUGCUCUUCGUCAUGCACUGUCUGUUUUGUAAACAGGUGAGAGAUGAGUAUGGAAACAUCCUGUCCAAAUUAUGUACACCUCAAAAGAAGAGAUAUUCAGAGUUCAGUCACUCCAGCAAAGCUCCGGCAUCCAAGAGCUCCCAGGACACAGGGGAGUCUCGUAUCUGAGGAGCUAAACGGCGACUUGUAAGCAAAGUCUGCCAUUUCAGGCACACAGUGAACUGCUGUCCUGCUGUUCUGUUAAAUGCUAUAAACAUAGUCAUUCUUUGCUGUGCCUAUAUAAGCUACUGAAAUGAAACUGUUGCUCAUUGCAAUUUCAAAAACCUUAAGGAUUUCAUUUAAAACAAGAAAAUCGGAUGUGCAAUUUGACAGCAUAAUACAGAUUAUUAUGUCAUUAUUAUUAUUAUUAUUAUGCAAAGCUUGUAACAUGACCCAUAACAUAACAUAACUUUUUUUAUUUUAUUAUUUUUUUAUUUUUUUAUUUAUUUCAUUUUGGAAAAAGAAACCUCCAAAUGUUUGUUUUUUUCAACAUUUUAAAAUUUAACCAACUUUGGACAAAAAUAUGAAAGUCAUAAAUGAUAUUAUGAGGACCUGUUUUAUCAGGUAAAUCUAAUAUUGCUUGUUGUGUCAUCCAGGUACUUUAUACAAUCAGCAGAGACAAUCUGAAAGAUGAGUUGUCUGAGGCAAGCACUUUUUAUUGUAUAACCUUUCACCAUGUCCUAACAGUAUCUGAACCUGAGUAUCGGAACCAACAAAAAAGGGGGCAGUUAUGAGACGGAUUUUAAAUGCAUAUUUGUGUAUAUAUUGCUAUGCAAUUCAAUAUAUAUUAAUAAGUGACUGCAUUUCUGCUCAAUUUAUUGUAUUGUAACAUUUGAAAUGUGUAUAUAUAGAGGGGUUUUUAUUGAAGUACUGUAAGUUCAGAUCAUAAAUGUCUCAAAACUGGACUUUUUAUCCAUUUAAGUA
Scomber japonicus (chub mackerel) is the source of this 3039-nucleotide messenger RNA. RefSeq names its product adhesion G protein-coupled receptor E2. Bases 1 to 2244 code for a protein of 747 amino acids. Gene Ontology annotation, cellular component: membrane. The record is from RefSeq and is a predicted model, not a curated record. Gene Ontology annotation, biological process: adenylate cyclase-activating G protein-coupled receptor signaling pathway; cell surface receptor signaling pathway. NCBI's taxonomy places the organism in Eukaryota, Metazoa, Chordata, Actinopteri, Scombriformes, Scombridae. The transcript has 18 exons. Gene Ontology annotation, molecular function: calcium ion binding; G protein-coupled receptor activity.